AUCCUCCCCCCCUCUCUCUCUCAGCUUCAGCACUCUCCGGUCCACACACACAUACACACACACACGCACACGCACUAAACGCACACGCACACAGUCACAGGGUGCAGAGCGCAGCAGCAACAAGCUCAGGAUCCACUUCGCCACCGUGCGCCACUGAUCUGUGCACGCUUCUUCAUCGCGUGGAAAGUUGGAGGACUAUUUGCUGGAUACAGCAGCCUCUACACAUGUGAUUUGUCACAUUCAGGUGACUCGGGACCCGCUGCAAAACGCACCACUCUAUGAAAAAAAGGAAGAAGAAGAAAAGAAAAUAGCUGCGCGUUAUGACCUCUCUGUGGAAAAACAGAAAUUGUUGAGGACUUUUUUUUUCUUUUUUGGUGCUCUUAUCGUUGAUGAAAAUAUUGCAGCUUGGCUUUAAUUUGAUGCCAACAGCUUAUUGGAUGAUUAGACCGCGGCGCCGUAGGCUACCUCUCGUGUGCAAUAAGAGAAAUGGUGGUGUCGCACGGAAUACAACAGUUUGGUUUCAAAUGGAGAAGCGCUCACAGAGGAUAAAUUGCGUGCGAAGUUGCGAGGCUUUCUGCUGAGGGAGUUAUCCAGAGGCUUCCCCUCCCCCGAAUAAAGAUGAGUCCACGGCGAGAUAUGGGUCCGUUUCAGUGCGUGGGAUUCAGCGCGCUUCUCCUGUGCACAGUGGUGAACAGCAAGGUGAUCCUGGAGGGCCUGCAGAGGUAUGGCCCCAUGCCCAUCUAUCUGCCUGUCAGCUACCGGAUCCUCAAUGCUGAGUCAGCUUUCUUCCUACAGGAGGCAAACCAGGACUUAAUGAGGAAUUCCAGCCUGCAGGCCCGCACAGAGUCCUUCUUCAUCCACCAGGCUCGGCAGAUGCCCUUUGUCAAUGCUAGCUACGGGCCACUGUCUGUCCAGCAGCCUGUCCCUCUAGAGAUGCUGCAAACCCUGCCAGGGCCCUUCAACACACCCUCCUUUACUUCAUCAUCUGUGCCAACAUCAGCAUCAGCGUCACCUCUCUUUACGUUCAACUGGAAGGUCCACACCUAUAUUAUCAGUGAGAGGAUUCAUCCCAGUUGGCCAAAAGUUCAAGUGUUGUUCUAUAUUGCAGGGAGAGACUGGGAUGAUUACAGCGCCAUCCACAAGCUGCCCUGUGUUAGGAUGUUUGCCUUCCACGAGACUCAAGAGGUGCGUGGGACAUGCAGGCUAAAAGGUGAACUGGGGAUAUGUGUUGCUGAGUUGGAGCCUCUAGCCAGCUGGUUCAGCCCACCCACUGUCAGACCAGGUAGGCAAAGGGUUUCUGAGCAGGCCCAGGGCACUCCUGUGGAACUCUACUACAUGGUUCAAACCACAGACAGUGGAGACUGCAGCUCAGAGGACUCGAGAAAGGGCAGUUCUGUCCGCACAGAUCAGCAGAAGCCGAUGGGCUAUUUUGCAGGGCACACACCUAUGCAGCGCAUUGGGAGUGUCAGGCUGUUUCAGCCACUGUCAGAGCUGAAGCUGGACAAUAACUUUGUGGUGAUGGUACCCUCCAAACCUAUCCGGCAGAGAGAAACAGUCUCUACUUUUCUGGCUCUGUCCACACUGUCUUCAGUGCAAAUCUUCACCCUCAGGGUCAAGCUGAAGGAUGGAGUGGCUUUCCUGGGGGCCAGCGCCAGUAACCCGGUUGUGUGGACAGUGAGCCAGGAUUUCAGAAGUGAAGGUCACAGGGUUGUUACCCUUCACUGUCGGAGGAAGGAGAACAAUUUCAGUCAAAGGGUGGAGGCGGCAGGCUACCAGCGCAUCCUGCAGGUUGACCUGGAGGUGAACGGGCUGAUGGUGACUCUGGGAGGAAGGGAGGUGACGUGGCAGGUGGAGUAUCCGCUCACACGCACCCUGACCAGUGAGGUGCAGACCCUCAUCCGCCUGGCACCGCAGGACCUGGGUGGCAUCGUGCCAUUAGCCAUGGACACUGAGAUCCUCAACACAGCUGUCCUCACUGGGCGUACGGUCGCUGUGCCCGUAAAGGUAGUCACCGUAGGAACAGACGGAGCGGUCUCUGAUGUAACCGAGUCAGUGGAGUGCAAGUCAACAGACGAACAGGUUAUCAAGGUGUCAGAGAGAUGUGACUAUGUGUAUGUCAAUGGAAAAGAGACAAGAGGAAAGAGCAGGGUGAUGCUCAACUUUACCUAUAGUUUCCUGAGCACCCAGCUGGAGAUGAGUGUAUGGAUGCCCCACCUGCCCUUGCUUAUCGACGUGGCAGACCCAGAGCUCAGCCAGAUCAAGGGUUGGAGGGUCCCCGUUACUACUGGAAACAGAAGGUAUGAGAGGGUCACUGAUGACAAGGGCAGUGAUGAUGCAGCAGAGGAGAGAACAGAGAACGCCUGUGUGGCCCAGUAUCAGAGCACCAGCCUGCGUGUCCUCACGCACUUUGUGGCAGAUAAUGGAGAAGUCAGAGGUGCUGUGGAGGAGGACAGACUAGGCCAGCAGAACUUCCUGCUUGGUAGUGACUGGCAGGUGGAGGUGACACAACUGGUCAAGGAUUCUCUGAGGGUGGAGGACCCAAAGGUUGCCCAGCUGCUGGAGGGCCAAAUCCUAGUAGGACUGAGCGCUGGAACCACCAAACUACAGGUGCUGUCCCCUCUGACAUCAUUGGUCCUGGCUGAGAGGAGCAUCAGGGUGGUGGAUGAUAAAGUGAGUGUGACAGAGCUGGGGGUGCAGUUGGUAUCUGGACUCUCUCUGUCCCUGCAGCUAAGCCCAGGGAGCACCAGGGCCAUCGUCGCCACUGCAACCACACAGGAAGUCAUUGAAUCGCUCAAACAGGAGUCCCUCAUCAGUGCUUGGCUCCAGUUCAGCGACGGCUCCAUGACUCCCCUAGACAACUACAAUCCUGCCCAUUUUACUCUGUCAGCCACCUCUUUGGAUGAGCAGGUGGUGGCGGUGCAGCGCAGUGCAGCAUGGAAGUGGCCCAUCAUUGUUUCAAAGGGAGAAGGUCAGGGUUUGCUUGUGCGUGUUGAAAUGAGCCCGUCAGAGGUGUGCCAAAAGGGAAAACGGCACACUGUCUUAGCCACUGGAAUGGCAAACAUACAGGUACGGUUUGGUCAGCCAGAGGAGCAAUACAGACAACCAGGAGACCGGCGAACACGGCCUGAUCCACCUUAUUAUGGUGGAUCUAUCUCUGAUAUGGAAACUGGGUUAAUCAACCGUGGAGCCACUACCAUCAGGGGCCAUGUCCCAGUGAGGCCUAAUGGGGGCCGUCUAUCAGCAGACAGCGGGGCGAGGGUCCCAAGCGAAUUCUCUGAAUAUCCAGACCAGGCUGAGCUGCCUCGGAGCCGCAGCACUGAUGAGGACUUGUUGCCAUCCCGAAGAGGCUUGACAGACCUGGAGAUUGGUAUGUAUGCACUGCUGGGAGUCUUCUGCCUGGCUAUCCUGGUUUUUCUCAUUAACUGCAUCUCUUACGCAUACAAGUACCGCAGCAAACACCUGUCCUUGGAGGCCCCGGAGGCAAUGCCCCAUGCUCACGACUGGGUUUGGCUUGGCCAAGAGGAGGGCCUAUGUCUGCAGCAACAGCAGCAGGACGAGCUGGGCGGUACGCUUGAGGAGGGUAGUCAACUAUUAAAUGGAGGCAUCCAGCGUGGUAGCACUGGUGUGGGAGGAUGUAGCUCAACUGGGAGGGAUCACAGGAAUGAGUCGCUUAACUCACCCACCACAAAGAGGAAGAGGGUGAAGUUCACCACCUUUUCCAAUGUCAAGUCCAGUAAUGGAUGUCCUGUUCUCAGCCCAUUAGCACUAGUGCAGACCAGUGAGAUAAAAUGGGUAUGUCCGGACAUUGAGCUUGGGGACUCAAAGGAUCUUAGGAACUACAUGGAAAAGCUGAAUGAGAAUGCAAUUAAGAACAUUGCAUAGGGAGUACUGGGUGUUUUCAACGAACUAAAGAGAAACUCACCUGAAUGCCUUCAGAAUAAGGAGGGAAUGAGGGUUGGAGGGAGGCAAUGAAAGAAGAAAAGAAUAAGGGGUGCAGGAAACAGACUUGGGCUGUUGUUAAACUGUACCUCACCAUCACAACUGGAUAAUGCAUUCAGUCUAUUGUUUUUCAUGACAGUACUCAAAAAACGGUCAAGGAACGAACUACGAGAAAUAAUUUGCCAUGACACCACAGCAUAGUUAUAAAGGGGGAAAUGUGAACUUGAUAUUGUUGCUUAACUUAAAUGUAUGUUCUUUGUCUUCAACUGAGGAUCAGUUUUAUAUUCUAUGCGCCAUGUACUUUGUUUUAUGUUUUCUUUUUGAAUCAUCAUGUUUUAAUGUCGUAUUUGUUGUACCUUUUGCGCUUUGUCGCUUUUUUUUAAUAGUUGCUGUAUGCCGCAAGUCAGCAAUUAUAGAUUCUAGGAGAGAAGAGCUGAAAGCAAUUUUGUAUUGUACGUAUAUAUAUGCAGAGUUUGAUUUGGAGGUAUUAUAUGUAUAGUAACAUUUUGUAAGGUGCCGUUUGAUUUUGUUCUGUUUUUGUUUUUUUUUUGUCUCCAGAAACCAGAUCCAUGCAUGAUGUUAUUAAAGAGGAGGCAUGUGUGUUUGAUCUGGUACCUAAAAUGAAAGUGUAUAGAUAAUGAAUACCAAUACCUCUGGAGACAUGUCAGUUUAGUAUUAUUGCAUUCAUUCUAUGUGGAAUUGAGUUUUAGGUUGGUUUCAGUAUGUUGAUAUUGGUUUUCAAAGUUUUGUCAGCCCCUUCAUUUUCCCUUCUUAUGUUAAUAUUAUUUAUACAACCCCUGUGAUUCAGUUGCAUACUUAACAUAAAGUAGACUUUUUACACUACUUUAAAUCCAAACAGUCUGCUAUUAUCACUCAACACAAAAAUACUGAUAACCAUCAAGAGUAUCAAUAGACAAUCACAUAUUAAAUAAUAUAUGACUCAACCCUUUCCUUUAUAAUGUUCCACAAAACUCUGUCCAGUUUACAGUUUGUAUGGCCUGAAUUAAGUGGAGAUCAGUAAACACACUUCAUUUCUUAAACUACUGUAUAUGACAUUUUGGAUCCCAGAGAAAAAAAAAAAAAAAAAAGAGUCAUGAUAGUGAAUGAACAGAUGAUCGCGGACUGUGAAAUCUGACCUGUUUACACCUUUUGUCAUAUGUCAAUAUUGGUCAAGUCCAUCCUUUUCUAUCUCUGUUUUAAAUUGGCUGCUGGACUAAUUAAAACUGAAGUUGACUCUUCUCCAUCA
Thunnus maccoyii (southern bluefin tuna) is the source of this 5185-nucleotide messenger RNA. Its product is annotated as transmembrane protein 132C-like. NCBI's taxonomy places the organism in Eukaryota, Metazoa, Chordata, Actinopteri, Scombriformes, Scombridae. The record is from RefSeq and is a predicted model, not a curated record. Bases 619 to 3882 code for a protein of 1087 amino acids. The transcript is spliced from 10 exons.